This is a messenger RNA of Drosophila persimilis, 2287 nucleotides long. RefSeq names its product exonuclease 1 (gene tos). Gene Ontology annotation, biological process: mismatch repair; DNA recombination. Gene Ontology annotation, molecular function: 5'-flap endonuclease activity; DNA binding; metal ion binding. Gene Ontology annotation, cellular component: nucleus. Lineage: Eukaryota; Metazoa; Arthropoda; Insecta; Diptera; Drosophilidae. The record is from RefSeq and is a predicted model, not a curated record.
GUUGUGUUUAUUGCUUUGGUUUUUAUUUAAUUUGUGUUAUCAUUAAGCUUGCAAAUUGACCACCUGCAUGCCUGACCAUGGGUAUUACCGGCCUGAUACCAUUUCUGGAGAAGGCAUCGUCGAAGCUGCAACUGAAAGACAUACGCGGUAGCACCGUCGCUGUGGACACUUAUUGUUGGCUGCACAAAGGUGUCUUUAGUUGCGCGGAAAAGCUAGCCCGCGGCGAGGACUGCGAUCAGUACGUGCAGUACUGUCUGAAGUACAUACAGAUGCUACUCUCUUACGACAUCAAACCAAUUCUGGUAUUUGAUGGUCAGCAUUUGCCGGCAAAGGCUUUGACCGAGAAGCGGCGGCGAGAGUCGCGACAGCAGAGCAAGCAACGGGCAGCAGAACUCCUGCGCCUGGGUCGUGUGGAGGAAGCACGCUCCCAAAUGCGUCGCUGUGUGGAUGUUACCCACGAGAUGGCCCUCAGACUGAUACGCGAGUGCCGGAAUCGCAAUGUGGACUGCAUUGUGGCGCCUUACGAGGCGGAUGCCCAGAUGGCCUGGCUCAACAAGGCCAACAUUGCCCAGUACAUAAUCACCGAGGACUCCGACUUGACGUUGUUUGGCGCAAAGAAGGUUAUCUUCAAACUGGACCUAAAUGGCUGCGGUCUGCUGGUGGAGGCGGACAAGCUCUACCUGGCAAUGGGCUGCACGCAGGCGAAGUAUCAUUUUGACAAGUUUCGACGCAUGUGCAUACUGUCGGGCUGUGAUUACCUCGACUCACUACCGGGCAUAGGUCUGGCCAAGGCUUGCAAGUUCAUGCUGAAAACGGAACAGGACGACAUGCGGAUAGCAUUGAAAAAGAUUCCAAGCUACCUCAAUAUGAGCAAAUUGGAGGUGGACGAUGACUACAUUGAGAACUUUAUGAAAGCCGAGGCCACCUUCAAGCACAUGUUCAUCUACAAUCCUCUGCAGCGUCGCAUGGAGCGACUUUGCACUCUUGAGGAAUACGAGACAGAUGAAAGCUACUGCAGCAAUGCUGGCACUUUGCUGGAAGAUAGCCAUCUGGCUCUGCAUUUAGCUCUAGGGAAUUUGAAUCCGUUUUCGCUCAAACGCCUGGAUAGCUGGGAGCCCGGCAAAGCACUUGCUGCUCCCAAAAAUACUAAACGUACCAAGCACAAAAGUAUUUGGCUAUCAAAUGUAUCAUCUGUACAGAAUCAAGGAAAUGAACAGCCGGAAAAGGUGCAAUCACCUUGUGCUUUGUUCUUCAAGAAGGUGGAUUUUGUUGGUCCAACGAUAGAUGAGGAAAUCAAGGCCAAUGAGCGACUGGAGCAGGCUAAGCAAACGGAAGCGCAAGUCUUUUCCAUGUACAGCUUCAAAUCGAAGCGGAGAAGAAGUCCAAGCGGUAGUGGGUCUACGGAUAGAGAACGCACACCGCCCCCAUCGCCAGUACAUACGAGAAGUCGUCACAAUCCCUUUGCCAAGGAACGCACAGGACAGGAUUCGCUGCUACGGUCCCCAGUUGUCUGUGAGAAUAGUUCUUUGCUGCGUCUGCUAAGCCCAAAGAAAUGCAGUCCCGGCGGUGAAGGAGCGGAGGAGACGCGUGUGAGUUCCCUAAAGCGAAGCAUCUUUGCCAAGGAGCAGGUGGAGGUGCGUAGUCGCUUUUUUACCACUCAAGCGGAACAGGCAACGCUGCGGCAGGAGCAGCUGAAAGAGGAGGAGUCGCCACAAGAGUUGGGAUCAAGUGGCUCCAACAAGAAAUUAAGACUGGAAACGAAAACGAAUGCAUUUACUGAGCCUACAGACAUGGUACUCUCCGAAGAGGAUGAAAAGCCAUGUUUAAAUGCUUCUAGCAAUAAAAUGAAGCCAUCAUCAGAAAGUGUUCAGCUUGAAGACAGCAAGGAUAUUCGUGUUAAAUCCUUUGACAUACUAGCGGGAGAGCCUCAGGAGCCGGCCUCUUCAGACACCAUCAAUUUGCUGUCUGAUGACAGCUGCAGUUCGGAAGCAACGCUCCCCAGCAGCCAGGAAGCUGCCGUUCAACGCAACAAUUUCUUUGUGUCCAGCAAACGACGCGUGGGCCUCACCAAGCCGACCAGCACCAGCACCACAACUGCCAAAAGGGGUUUGUCCAAGUCCAAGAACAGCAAACUGGGCACUUCCUCCAGUCCAAAUCAAACCAAGCUCAGCAUGUUCGGCUUCCAGAAGAGGCCUGUUCUUAAAUAACGGCCAUUCCUGUUCACCUUUGUGCACUUAGUUCUGUAAGCUAAUCUAAUUUAUUAAAGUGAGCGAGCGACGACAACAGA